Caenorhabditis briggsae is the source of this 6141-nucleotide messenger RNA. The record is from RefSeq and is a predicted model, not a curated record. Lineage: Eukaryota; Metazoa; Nematoda; Chromadorea; Rhabditida; Rhabditidae. Gene Ontology annotation, cellular component: nuclear RNA-directed RNA polymerase complex. Gene Ontology annotation, biological process: regulatory ncRNA-mediated heterochromatin formation. Gene Ontology annotation, molecular function: helicase activity.
UCCCGAGAUCUGAACUGCCAGAAGCUCAUGGGCCGUCUCAACCACCCAUUCAUCCAUCUGGCGCACAAUUUGGACCUUCUGCACGUCAUCAACUACGCCGUCUCCACCAGAGAAAAAUCAGUGUUAUCACACAGCAAAACGAUUAUCACCGAGAUAUUCAAUCGUGAAUUCGAGCAAAAACUACACAAAAAAUGGCUCGCCAGACCGUUUGUCACCGGAGAAUGGAAUUAUCAGGCGACGACGUUGGUCUUUGAGAUAAUGAUGCUCUUUUUCAAUACGGCAAGAUUCCAGAAUGGAUUUAUGCUGACGAUUGAGAGCUAUAACGAAUGCUGGCUGAACUUCAUCGAAUCCUACGACACCACGAAUCUUGGCCAGAUGGCGAGAGCUGGCGUCACUGAACGCGAAUUCGACAAUCUUAAGAUCCUCCAGAUUCACAUUGAUAAGUGGAUCAAUGCGGCGAAGACGGCGGCUCGAGAUCAACCGCAUUCCAGAAGACCAGACAACCAAGACUACGCGCCACAACGAUUUGGAGAACCUUCAGGCACCACAUCCAGAAGCUUCGGAAGACAGCCAUCUCCCGAUUCCAGAAGAUCAGAAUACCAAGAUUCUCAGUCUAGAAGCUGUGGAAGUCCAGAAUCCAGAAGACAACCAUCUCCAGAAAAUAGAAGACCUCCAGUAUCCCAGAACCCACCACCUCGCUCCAGAAGAAUGACUCCAUCUCCGCCGAUCUCCGAAGAGGAAUUCCUCCGACGUCAAGCGAUCCGCUUUCAGAAACGACGAGAACAAGAUCCGACGUACGGACAGCCGCUGGGGCUUCAUCGAGUCGGUGGCGCCGACAGUGACUACGGAGAUCUGGAUUUGACGACGACGGACGACGAGGCUCCAGAAUCCGUUGGGACUUCAGAAGACGUUAAAAAGGAAGAAAAAGAGGAUAAUCUGCCAACUAUAGAUGUCGAUGCCAAGCCACGUCAACCGUAUGUUCAGCAGACCGAAAUGGAUGGAGAGUAUCAGCCAAUGUGGAUGAAGAGUGAGAAGACGGAGCCGCCGGAGGAUUUUCGAACCCUAACCGCCGUUCCGACGCUCAAAGACUACGUCAACGCCUCCGAACCGUAUCUCCGUCGAAUCGUUGAACUCGGCGUCUACACCUCCGCCGAUCACUACCUCGACGUUCAAUUCCGUCUUCUCCGCGAGGAUCUCGUCAGUCCGAUGCGUGACGGUCUGGACAUCUACCGUAAGAAUGGCACAUGCAAAGGACGACGUCUAGAGGGACAGAACAUGAAUUCUGACAUUUCCAUUACAAAUAUCGAGAGAGUGGAUGGAAAACAAGUGACUGAUAAGGAUGGCUGGGAGAUGCGAAUCAUUCAUCCAUCGAGUUUUGAUAUCUCCAAAUUGCUGGAGAACGAUCGAGAGAUGAAGGAGUCUGGAUUGGUGAUGUUGUCUUGCGAUAGAUUCGUGGAUGAUUUCCAUUUGGGACACGUUCAGACGUCAGUACUAGCUAAAGGCCAAUUACACCUGGCUGUUCACGAGGAGACGGCUCCAUUCCAGCCUGACAAGAGCUAUAUGAUGGCAGAGGCCACUUCAUAUCUUCCAGCCUAUGAGCAUGUUCUGAAUGCACUGAAGACCUUGAGUCCGUUCAAACCGAUUCCGUUCGAACGAUACCUAGUUCAUGGUCGAAAGGAGAUCUAUCGCCCCAAUUUUCAUCGAUUUGAGAAGUCUGAAGAGCAAAUUGCGGAGGAACGUCGUCUGGAGAGGAUUUACAAUGAGAAGCGAUCGAGAGCCGCGGCAAAACGGCUCAUGGCUGAUAAACCGAUUCCACGUGGAUUAGAAGAGGACGAUGACUACUACAUAAUGAAUAGAAAAGUGCCACCGAAGGAGGAGCAAGAUUUGGAGUAUUUGCAGUUGCAGGAGCCGAUUUUUAGGCCGUUCAUUGCCGUGGAUAGUAAAGGCUCUGACAACAUUCUAAUCGACCAAAAAUGGUACAAAGUCUCAAAACUGCUCAACGAUUUCCACCCGACCAACAUGGACGAAAGCCAGCGUGUCGCCUUCUGCAACACGUUCAAACACGAGCUAUCGUUGAUUCAAGGACCACCGGGUACUGGAAAAACGCACAUUGGCGUUCAAAUCGUCAAAACGAUGCUCCACAACCGGGGACACUGGAAGAUCACGUCGCCGAUUCUGGUGGUGUGCUUCACGAAUUCAGGAUUGGACAAUUUGUUGGAGAGAAUUCAUCAGAUGAUUUUGGACGACGAGGAUCUAUCACGAGACGAUGGCAAACCGAAGAUGAUUCGUUACGGUAUGAAGUGCGAAUCGGACUAUCUGAAGCGUCAAAAAGUGCUUCGUUUCGACGUCUACGAUCAGUACAGAGGUUCGGUGGCCGAUGGGCAUAUUUCGGAGCUCAACAAGACUGGAGCACAGAAGCGGAAAAAGGCUGAGCAAUUGGCGAUCGCCAGUUAUACGUUGUUCACGUCGAGAAGACAAUUCCUCUCCUUCAACAUCCUCCAACGAGCCAUGAAGCCCAGCUACCAAGACGAAAUUCACGCCUUUGCCAUAGAACACGUCGAUAGCAAUGAUAAAUCGCUGAACGCAGACGAAGCUCUCGCCUGUUGGCUUCUGGAUCGAGAUUUUGGAAAAGCGACACGAACGCAGAGCAAUAAGGCGAAGCAGAAUCGAUUCCAGAAUGCAGGAGCGGCAGAAGACUCGGAAGACGAGGAUAAACAAUUUAUGACGGUAGAGGAUGAUGAUGACGAUGAGGAUGGAGAGUUGGAUGAUGAGAAGAUGUUGGAUAAGAUUUUCAAGAAGAUGAAUCUCGAAUGUUCCGGAAAACAAGUGCUGAACAUGGCGAACGCCUGCAAUCUCGACGAAUACCACACCAAGGAGCCAUGGAUCAUUGCUCCAGACAAAACCCCCGAAGUCGUCCCACUAAUGGGUGUCCGGAUGAAGAAUCGCAACGAUACGGUCGACAACACGAUAUGCGAACUGCUGCACGAGGUGAAAUCAAUGAUUCACGGAACAGAACCGCUAACGUAUCACGAGUUGAACGACGUCAAGUACAUCUUCAGUCUGACACGACCCAAACGAUGGGCGUUGUAUAUGCAUUGGUGUGAGGAAGUGCGAAAAUACGUCUGCCUGAAUCUUCCGGAACAGAUGCGCGAGUACCGCGCCGCCUGCCAACGCUUCAUCAAAGCCAACGCUCGAAUCGACGCGGAAAUCAUGAAAAUGCCAAUGAUCGUUGGAUGCACCACCACCGGAUGCUCACGUCUUCGCCCGCAACUCGAGCAGGUCCAACCACGGAUUCUGAUCGUCGAGGAGGCCGCAGAAGUUCUCGAAGCCCAUAUUCUAUCAGCAAUGAUUUCGAGUGUCGAGCACUGUGUAAUGAUUGGUGAUCACAAGCAGCUCCAACCGAAUCCAGCUGUUCACGAGUUGGCCGAAGAGUACGGAAUGAAGAUUUCAAUGUUCGAGCGGUUGGUCGAACGAGCGCUACCGUAUUCGCAAUUGAGAGAACAGCAUCGCAUGAAUCCGUUGAUUUCGGAUGUGAUUGUGAAGCCAGCGUUCUAUGAUAACGUCAUCGAUGCCGACAACGUCUUCCACUACCCGCCAGUCGAAGGAAUGGCCACGAAUCUGUUCAUGUGGUCGCACAAAGGCAAAGAACAGUCGCCCGACGGCAUCUCGUGGUACAACACCCAAGAAGUCGCGAUGACCGUAUCCCUCGUGCGACACCUUCUCAAACAAAGCUACACCCAUCGGGAUAUCGUCGUUCUGACGACGUACGCCGCUCAGCGAAACUUCAUGACACGAGAAUUUCCGGGAAUGUUCGUCGGACCACAACAACAAUACGAGCAAGGACAGAUUCCAGUACACACUGUGGAUAGUUUUCAGGGUCGCGAAGGAAAAGUGGUCAUCGUCUCGUUGGUUCGUUCGCAUCGUGGCGUUCCGGAGAACACUGGAAUCGGAUUUCUGGCCGUCCCCAAUCGAAUCUGUGUGGCUUUGACACGUGCUCAGCACGGAAUGUAUGUCAUCGGAAACGCGGCGUAUUCGAAAGCCGGACGGCUCUGGAACAAUUUGGUCAACUCGAAUCUGGAUCAACAGUCUCUCGUCGCCUAUGAAAUCCCCAUCAAAUGCGUUACUCACGGAAACGUCGCCCUCGUCAAAGAUCCCGUCGACUUCAAUCGUCUAUCUCCAGAAGGCGGUUGCCUCGAACUCUGCGAUCUUCAGAAGCCAUGCGGCCACAUUUGUCGUCGUCGAUGCCAUCCGAACGUCGACUCUGAACACGACCUACGAUGCGAAUAUCAGUGUGAACGACGAUGUCCGAAUCCAGAAUAUCAGCACAGAUGUAUGCGUGCGUGCUACGAGGACUGUGGACAGUGUAUGCAUAUGGUCGUCGUUCGACUGGCUUGUGGACAUCAAGUGGAGACGCCGUGCAGUAGAGUGGCCACGGCGACUUGUGAUCAGAAAUGCAACAAACACGUCAUGUCGUGCCACCACAAAUGCUCGAAUCGUUGCGGUGAGCCGUGCAUCACGUCAGCCGCCUGCCAAGAGCUCGUCCUUCUCGACCUCGAAUGCAGCCACAAGAAGCCAAUGAAGUGCGCGGAGCUGACGGCAGGCGAACCGGAUUUCAGUUGUAACCAGCGUUGCGAGAAUCGAAUGCUCACUUGCCAACAUCAGUGUGCCGAGUUAUGUGGACAGCCGUGCACUGUGGAGUGUCAGGAGCCGGUCAAAGUGACACUGUCGUGCAAACAUCAACAGGACGUCAAGUGCUGUAAUUAUGACCCGAAUCGGCUGGAUCUCGUUGUGUGCAAGCAAAUAGAGACAAAAAUGCUGAGUCCAUGUGGUCAUUUCGAGCUGAUCGAAUGCAACAAACCCCCCUCCACCGUCGAAUGCACUCGUCCGUGCCCAGAAACCAUCGCCGAAUGUGGUCACAUUUGCGGAAACCUCUGUGGAACAUGCUUCACCACCAAAAACCAUCUGUGUCAGCAGAGAUGUCCCGUCACUCUGGACUGUGGCCAUUCGUGUAUGGGCAAGUGCAGUGAACCGUGUGCUCCGUGCAAAUCACUCUGUAAAAAUCGCUGCGAGCAUCAGAGUUGCGGAGGAGGUGUCGCGGAUUUCGGCCGGGAGUGCAGCACGAUUUGCGCCCUCUGUGUUCAGAAUUGCUCGAAUCGAUGUGCUCACCGAAGCUGUACGAGACGGUGCUAUGAGGAGUGCGAUGUGAAGACGUGCAACGAGCCGUGUGCUGAGAAAUUAGCUUGCGGACAUGCUUGUUUGGGAUUGUGUGGAGAAGUUUGUCCGAAAAUCUGCGGCACGUGCACCCGCCAACUCUACACAAAAGCCGUCGCCGGCGCUUCACCGCAACGCGUUCAUCGUCUGAUUCAUGUGCCAAAAUGCAGUCACGUUCACGCGGUGGAAGUGCUCGACGAGCAUGUCAAAGCGCUGAAGGACCAAGGAAAAUAUCUGACGUGCUGCUAUCCGGGAUGCGGCGGACCACUAAAUGGAGUUCAUCGAUACGCGAAAUAUCAUAAGAAAAUCUGGUUGGAGGAGAACAUGAAAAAAGUGCGUGCCCGCGCGAGCAGCAUCCAUCACUCGACGUACGACACCCGACUCAUUGAAAUAUGCACAGCCACCCUAGAUCAAAUGACACAGAUUCAGCCGACCAACUUGUCAAAUGAUUUCUAUCGAUACAUGGGCAUAUUCCGACACCACAUCGCCAAAUUCCGCGGUACCGGAGACACGUUCCGCGGAAAAGCCGAUCAAAAGUGGCGACUCGCGUUCCUGUGCGACGUGGCAAGCUGCUAUGGGGCGAUGGCUCGUUUAAUAUCGACAUCGUCGAAGUUUCAAACGUACAAACGGAAGAACAUCCCUCCGAACGUUGAUCAGAUGUUGCAGCGGAUGAAUAAUACAGAUUCGCCGUUCUCGAGAGUCGUCGACGAGAUGAGACGUGGUUUGGAGCAUGUGCAGGAGAAUUUCAAGUCGGGACUCGUUGGAGCAGUGCUGCCGAAGUUGAGACUUCUCAUUGCGAGAAUGACACUUUUCCAGAUGCUCACCACAAUGUGCUACGAACUCAUUUCUGAUGGCCGCGACGUUUCGGACGCCGAAUCCCGGGAGCUCUCGAAAUAUAUUCAAAUAUUUGUCGGUUGCGAACAACACCAC